Phytophthora infestans T30-4 is the source of this 495-nucleotide messenger RNA. RefSeq lists its product as uncharacterized. The record is from RefSeq and is a predicted model, not a curated record. The transcript is spliced from 2 exons. Bases 57 to 290 code for a protein of 77 amino acids. Lineage: Eukaryota; Oomycota; Peronosporomycetes; Peronosporales; Peronosporaceae. Gene Ontology annotation, biological process: intracellular transport; protein secretion.
GCUCCUUAAAAUGCUUGAAUUCUCUUCACUGCAUUUCUGCAAUCAGGAGAGGGAAAAUGUCGGCGCUAUUCAGUUUGCAGGGGCUGCUCACCGUUAUCUUGCUCUUCAUCUGCACCUGCACCUACAUUAAGAUGAAGUUUCCCACGCUCUUCGAUCGAGGUCAACUGCCAGGAAAGCAUGAGGGUCUUGGCGGCCUCUGCUGGAAAGCUUCACGCAUCGGGGAGCGCAAGAGCCAAUAUGUAGCCAGUGCUCUUGUAGUAAUGGCCGUGCACACGCUCUUCUUCUCGUAGGGGCAAACGGCGGGCUCGGACGUGUAAGCAACUCGGUAAAAGAAAAAGAAUCUCCCGGUCAUGGUAGAGUGGUUUUUUUUUCGUCUCAGCACAAACUGGACUACCUAUCCAUUUUGGAUAUUGUUGACGUGGGCAGGAAUUUCUUAAAGUGGACGCCGAUAGCAAGUUGGAUCUUCGUCCGGAAAUGUACUAGUAUUGCCAUCAA